Molecule: messenger RNA, 1695 nt
Organism: Daucus carota subsp. sativus
Lineage: Eukaryota; Viridiplantae; Streptophyta; Magnoliopsida; Apiales; Apiaceae
Product: AP2-like ethylene-responsive transcription factor At1g16060
Exons: 8
Coding region: 308-1510 (400 amino acids)
Biological process (GO): regulation of DNA-templated transcription
Molecular function (GO): DNA binding; DNA-binding transcription factor activity
Source: RefSeq, a predicted model, not a curated record
UUGAGAAUAUAAAGAGAGAAAGAGAGAAACAAACGGAGACGAUGAUAUCUAAAAGCCUGAUUUGAACAUACAGAUCUAUUCUCCACAUAUACCCUUUGUAGCUGGAAUAUUAGUAGUGCAAGUGACACAAUAUCAUCAACCAGCGCUCUUGUAAUCAUCGAUAACUACUUUGUCCAGUUUUUUCUUAUAUCUGCGUAGAAAACAAAAUUUUAAUUUUAUAUAAAUAUAUCGCGGUUGUUGAGCUACAAACCAGAUCAUUCGUUCACUGGCGUCUUGAUUUGCUGUUGGAAAACAUCGAGAUUGACCAAUGGAGAUGAACUUGGUAAAACCUGAAGCAGGCAGUGGAAGCAGGAGCUUGUGCAAUGUGGAAACUGAUAUUUCGAUGACCAAGUGUGUCAAAAGACGUCGAAGAUCUCCUUCACUGGCUCAAGGCGUUGAGCCACAGCAGAGUAAGCCUCCAGGGCUACCGCUAGCUGAUCCACCUGCAGCUACUACUACUACUACUGUCAAGAGAAGUUCAAGAUUUCGCGGUGUCAGCAGACAUAGGUGGACCGGACGAUACGAAGCUCAUUUGUGGGACAAAGGGUCAUGGAAUGUAACACAGAGAAAGAAGGGAAAACAAGUCUACCUUGGGGCUUAUGAUGAAGAAGAAUCUGCAGCAAGAUCUUAUGACUUGGCUGCCAUCAAGUACUGGGGGACAUCAAUACUUACAAAUUUUCCGGUUUCAGAUUAUGAAAAAGAAAUUGAGAUCAUGGGAAGUUUAACAAAAGAGGAGUAUUUGGCCUCUCUAAGAAGGAGAAGCAGUGGUUUCUCCAGAGGUGUUUCCAAAUAUAGAGGAGUUGCAAGGCACCAUCACAAUGGUAGAUGGGAAGCACGAAUCGGAAGGGUGUUUGGAAACAAGUAUCUGUACCUUGGCACUUACAGUACUCAAGAAGAGGCAGCCCAUGCAUAUGAUAUUGCAGCAAUUGAGUACAGAGGAAUCAAUGCAGUCACAAAUUUCGACCUGAGCACCUACAUACGAUGGCUGAGAACUUCAGGUGCCAAUUCACUCACUUGUCAGGAUCCAAGAACCUCAUCCGAUUCUCAAGCAUUAACAGCAGCAUCCUCCUCUUCCUCCACACUUGAUCCUGUCAAGGAAUCUGAAUUUUCUUAUAAUUCCAAUUCCUUCACAUUUGGUAUGGAAAUUCCGCCUAAGCAAGAGUUGUUUGAAAGAAUAAUGCCAGUUGGUCCUAAUAAGUCAUCGCCUACUGCACUCAGCCUCCUGCUCAGGUCAUCGGUGUUUAAAGAACUCGUGGAGAAGAAUUCAAACGACGAAGCCCCCCCACAAGGGAAGGUGAUCAGAAACAAGUAUGAGUUACAUGAACAUGAAUUCGGAGGAAUUGUUAGUUACAGGGGAAUCGAGAAUUCGCCUUACGAAAUUCCCUUAAGUGGCUUGGAGGCCAAACAAGAAACUGCAUUGCCAUUGUUAACUACAACAGGGAAGACAAUGUGGAACUCAAUGCCACAUUGAACAAAUAUGCUCAUUUAUACACACAACUAACAAUUUAAGGUUGGAUUAGGAUUAUCAUCAGCAGACCAUCAAUAACAGGGUUUCGUGGAAAUAAGCAAAUCUAUACUAUCUAUACUAUACUAUAAUAAGCCAACAUGGGUAUAAUUUGUAGUCCAAAAUUUUAGUUAUAUUUUUUGGUUUGGUAC